Messenger RNA from Lontra canadensis (Northern American river otter), 1323 nucleotides. It is a transcript of the gene TAS2R3, whose product is annotated as taste 2 receptor member 3. NCBI's taxonomy places the organism in Eukaryota, Metazoa, Chordata, Mammalia, Carnivora, Mustelidae. The record is from RefSeq and is a predicted model, not a curated record. Bases 292 to 1242 code for a protein of 316 amino acids. The transcript has a single exon. Gene Ontology annotation, molecular function: G protein-coupled receptor activity; bitter taste receptor activity. Gene Ontology annotation, biological process: G protein-coupled receptor signaling pathway; detection of chemical stimulus involved in sensory perception of bitter taste; sensory perception of taste. Gene Ontology annotation, cellular component: membrane.
UCCUUCUUCUUGUGACAUUGAAUACUACCCCAUUUGCAUUUUGGCAAAGAGCUGCUGAGUUUAGAUCAUAGAUGGAAUGUGACAGUCCCUGUCAUCUGUGAAGAGGACAGACUAAUUGGAAAGAUCCAGAGAGGGUUCACUAAAUUGUGCUCUACUACGGACUAAAUUGGGCAGAGACAAGAGACAGGUACAGUGAAGCAACAGGUAGAAGUGACAGGUUCACAGAGCGGAGUUUCAAGUCAGCAAGGAGAUUGUACAUCAAGAUCAAGAACAAGAUCAGGUCUAGCUGACAUGUCAGGGCUGGAGAAAUGGAUGUUCCUGGUUCUGUCUGUCACCGAGUUCAUUCUGGGGAUGCUGGGGAAUGGGUUCAUAGUGUUGGCCAAUGGCAGCAGCUGGUUCAAAAACAAGACAGUCUCUCUGUCUGACUUCAUCAUCACUAACCUUGCUCUCUCUAGGAUCGUUCUCCUGUGGAUUCUCUUGGCUGACGGUGUUUUAAUGGUGUUCUCUUCCAAAGUACGUAAUGAAGGGAUAGUGAUGCAAAUUAUCGAUAUUUUCUGGACAUUUACAAACCACCUGAGCAUUUGGCUCACCACCUGUCUCAGUGUCCUCUACUGCCUGAAAAUUGCCAGUUUCUCCCAUCCUGCAUUCCUCUGGCUCAAGUGGAGAGUUUCCAGGGUGGUCGUAUGCAUGAUUUUGGUUGCCCUGUUCUUAUCGUGUGUGAGUGCCCUAUCUCUGAUCCAGGAAUUUAAGAUCUAUUCCGUUCUCAGGGGGGUCGAUUUCACAGGGAAUGUGACCGAGCACUUUAGAAAGAAAAGAAAUGAAUACAAAGUGUUCCAUGUUCUUGGGACUCUGUGGAACCUCCCUCCCCUAAUUGUGUCUGUGGCCUCGUACUUUGUGCUCAUCCUCUCCCUGGGGAGACACGUGCAGCAGCUGCAGCAAAGAAGCAUCAGCUCCAGAGAUCCAAGCACCGAGGCCCACCAGAGAGCCAUCAAAAUCAUCGUCUCCUUCCUCUUUCUCUUCCUGCUUUACUUUUUGGCCUUUCUGAUUACAUCCUGCAGUUAUUUCAUACCAGGAACUGAGAUGGUCAUUAUGAUCGGAGAAGCAGUUACAAUGUUUUAUCCUGCUGGCCACUCAUUGAUUCUCAUUCUGGGAAACAACAAGCUGAAGCAGACGUUUGUGGAGAUGCUUUGGUGUGAGUCUGGCCUUCCGAAGCCUGGAUUCAAAGGACCUUUUGCCCCCUAGAGUGACCGAGGGCACAGACGAGAGCCUGGGAGUCCUUUAGUCUGGCUCAAGGCUAAGGGCUCUCCUGAUCCUUCCGUGGCA